AUCCAAAGAUUGGAACCUCACUAUGAAGAUUCCAAGGCAAAUCAAAAAUUUUGUAUAUCAAUUUGAGUCAAUGUUCAGUAUCUUUACAUUCUCUGGACAAAAGAUCUAAAAGAUAUGUGGUGGAAACUCUCUUGAACUUAUUUGCAGAAGUGAUAUUAUCCUCUGUUCUUGCAGAACCUAGCAAAGGUAGUGUCUUUUUCAUAUACCUAUUUUGGAUGAUUUGGUUCUACUUAUCUUUUAAAUCUCAAACUCUCUUGUCAUGAAUAGUUUAUGGACAUAUGUAUCUUCCAUCAACAUGAGAAACAAUCAAGAAUCUUCUCUAGUCUUAUGUGGAUUGUUUAUCUGCUUUUAAGGAUUAGAUAAUUCUGAAAUUCUCCAAGCAUAUCUUUUGCCUAAACCAACAUUUUUGCUUGCAGGGCUGAUCCAUUUAGAGCCCGAGAAUAUGUAUCUAGUGGAGAGCAAAGGAGGUGCCAUAGCUUGUAUGCUUUUAGCCUUACUAUCUCUAGGGACUUGGCCAGCAGUUUUAACACUUUUAGAGAGACGUGGCCGUCUUCCUCAACACACCUAUCUUGAUUACUCCAUCACUAACUUGUUGGCUGCUAUUAUUAUAGCUUUCACUUUUGGUCAAAUUGGGUCUACAAAACCCGAUAGCCCAAACUUCAUCACUCAGCUUGCUCAAGAUAAUUGGCCGUCUGUUAUGUUUGCAAUGGCGGGCGGUAUCGUGCUUAGCCUCGGGAAUCUAUCAACUCAAUAUGCAUGGGCUUUAGUAGGCUUAUCAGUUACAGAAGUCAUCACAUCAAGCAUCACUGUAGUCAUAGGCUCAACCUUGAACUAUUUCUUGGAUGAUAAGAUCAACAAAGCCGAGAUCCUUUUCCCCGGUGUGGCCUGUUUCUUGAUCGCGGUUUGUCUUGGUUCAGCAGUUCAUAGAUCCAAUGCAGACGAUAACAAGGCCAAGCUAAGAGACUUUGAAACGGCUAAGCAAGAAGCUUCAGGUCCAUCUACCGAAAUAGGAACAAACUCAUCAAAAGACCUGGAGACUAAUGUUACGACAAAACCUAAAGAAGGGACAGCAAGAUUUCUUAUAGAGCUUGAGAACACAAGAGCCAUAAAGGUGUUCGGAAAACGAAAGAUAAUCGGACUAGCGAUUACUUUCUUCGCAGGUCUUUGUUUCUCCCUCUUCUCUCCAGCAUUUAACUUAGCCACUAACGAUCAAUGGAACAGAUUGAAACAAGGAGUGCCAAAGCUAGUCGUUUACACAGCAUUCUUCUACUUCUCUGUUUCUUGUUUUAUCAUUGCAUUGAUACUCAACGUUGUAUUCCUCUACUAUCCUGUUCUUGGUCUUCCAAAAUCUUCUUUUAAAGCUUACUUAAAUGACUGGAAUGGUCGUUACUGGGCCUUUUUGGCGGGGUUUCUUUGCGGUUUUGGAAACGGUCUUCAGUUUAUGGGCGGUCAAGCCGCAGGAUACGCGGCUGCUGACUCCGUUCAGGCUCUUCCACUUGUGAGUACAUUUUGGGGAGUGGUUUUGUUUGGAGAAUACAGAAGAUCGUCACGGAAAACUUAUCUACUUCUCUUCUGUGAAAGAGAAGUAGCCACCGGAGAUAGAGGGAUGAUUGAUAUGGGGAUAAGCAGAACGUCGACAGUUUUGGAGGCUUGGACAAACCGUAGACGGAGACGGCACCGUGUGGACUGUCUUAGAUCAAUGGAAGAAAUGUUGGCUCUGAAACGGAAUAGCAGAACGAAUGAGCAAGACAGAGUACUCUGGAAAGGAAAGAAUGGUGUGUUCCGGCCAACGUUGUCUACCAAGGACACUUGGAAUCACACACGCACAACGGCGAACAAGGUUUCUUGGCACAAAAGGGUCUAA
Messenger RNA from Arabidopsis thaliana (thale cress), 1864 nucleotides. RefSeq names its product ureide permease 2 (gene UPS2). Gene Ontology annotation, molecular function: transmembrane transporter activity. Lineage: Eukaryota; Viridiplantae; Streptophyta; Magnoliopsida; Brassicales; Brassicaceae. The record is from RefSeq and is marked reviewed. The coding region runs from base 443 to 1864 and encodes 473 amino acids. The transcript is spliced from 7 exons. Gene Ontology annotation, biological process: uracil transmembrane transport; transmembrane transport. Gene Ontology annotation, cellular component: membrane.